CAGUCGCUCGUCUACUUUCCCACUGGAUUCUCGGUUUCUCGGUUCUGCUCCGUGGUUCACUGUGGCUAACACAAAACGGGUGUGUUAAAAAUUUUCAUUUUCAUCAACCCAUCGAUAACUGCUAUUGGGAUCAAAUUCAAAACUGUAAGGAAAUCUGUUUUGGGAACAUACACGUUUUUCGGACAUCGAUAGUCAGUUGAAGUCCCUGGAGCAAAAUCUGGAAUUGAAGGAAACAGACGUGCAGGACCCUUUUUGCUAGGCUAAGCAACUUUGCAGCAGUCCAUAUGACAUUGCCUAGUAAAUUGGGAUGUGCCUACUUCCAGCUUACGAUUGUGUAAGAUCAAAGGAUUUUGCCCAAGUAAGCAGGAAUUGUGCGAUUUUCACUGCAAAGAGGAACGGAACGGAGAAAAAUGUGUUAUUAAUGUGCUACAAUUAAGUGUUUGCUGCAGUCGUCUAACGAGCUUAGCUAGCGAAAAAAGUGCUGAUCACAGGUGAAUGGUGAAAAAUCGCUGAAGCAAGAGCAAGAAAUCAAAGGUGAAAAAUCGAAUAUCAAGUGAAUGAAAAAAAGAACAUCGUUAAAGGUGGAAAAAAAGUUCACAGCGAAAAUACACCCAUACAAUCGCGACCGAAGAAGUCCCAGUACCAGCCAGGAGAGCAAAAGCCCAUCGAAUACAACGAAAGGACGCAAUUAGGGAGUGCAAAGGAUUACACGACACAGAGGCCCCUCUAGUGCUCUCAAGUUCUCUCACGCGUUCGUCCUGUUGUUAUUCCUGUUUGCCGAGUUGUGCGAGAACACAGAUCGAACAGGAGAUCUAAAGUGCGGGCUGUAAGCAAGGAUUCGAGCAUACCCACAUAAUAAUGUUGCAAUAGUCAAGUGUUCGGUGGAGUUGUGUUCUCUCAUUCUCACCCGCCCCCGUGGUGUUUGUGCUCGGACGGUCGCCUGCUCGCAGGAUAAAAGGAUUUAAAUUUCACACGAAAUCGGCAGCAGCACGGUGCGGUAGCAGCUCUAAGGCUUUUGAUGAGGAACUAGAAAAUAAUCCGUUCGGGCGUUACUACUGCAAAGGUGACAUUCAUACCACCGGAAAAACGCAGUUCGGCCCGAACUCCAACACACUCCGAGAAAGUGCAAUGACGACGAUGCGUUAGCAUAGUGACUAUGGGAUCAGAGGCAUGGGCAUGUGCGUGGACCCUGGGGCUUUCCGGUGGUGUCAGGCAUUGAGCCGGUCGCAAUCGCUAACCACAGCAUCAACAGCGAGAACAACUGUACCAACCUCAACCGCAGCCACUUCCGGUGGCACCACGGCCAAGGGAACGACCACACCAACUGUACCGACGGUCAGUAGCCAUAGCCAACAGGCCGACUACCGGCACGUGUCCAGCUUCCACCAUGCAAAGGUGCGGAGAAGUCUGAACACAACCAUCUUCAUCAAGAAGAAAAAGGCUGCAACCGUCACUGCAGCGGCGGCAACGGCCACGACAAAGGUGACCGAAACAACACAAACAGAAACUGCAGAUUCUAAAUCGAAAUCAGUUAGCAACAACUUUUCCAACCAGUACAGUAAUAAUAGUAAUUACACUAGUAGUAACGGCAGCGGUAGCACAUACAACACUAGCAUAAACUGUAGACAAGCGAAUAGCAGAGGAAGUUGCAGCAGUAGUAAUAUCGAAAGGGCACUAGCAGUGCGGCGGAGGAACCUUAGUCUUAGCACCAACAAAUUGAGCGAACAGUACAGUUGCAGUGCGGCGGCGUUGAACUGGCUGAUCUCAUCGUUCGUACUGCUCCUGUGCAUCACCCUAUGUACUAGUUCAAUUAGUCCACCUGCACCCCAGGAUGCCGUUCACAUCACCGCCAUCCUCGGCGAGAGCGUUGUGUUCAACUGCCACGUUGAAUUCCCCGGUGACCACCCCGUUCCCUAUGUCUUGCAAUGGGAGAAGAAGGUGAGCGAAACGGGACAGGAAAUUCCAAUCUACAUCUGGUACGAGAGCUACCCGACCCACAGCGGCGAGGGAUACGAGGGACGCGUUUCGAGAGUGUCGCCCGAUUCGAGCUUUGGAGCGGCGUCGCUCAACCUAACGAACAUCCGCGAGUCCGACCAGGGCUGGUACGAGUGUAAGGUAGUGUUUCUGAACCGGCCACCGAAGCAGCACAAGAACGGCACCUGGUUUCAUCUGGACGUGCACGCUCCGCCGCGCUUCAGUGUGACGCCGGAGGACAUAAUUUACGUUAAUUUAGGCGAUUCUAUCAUACUAAACUGCCAGGCAGAUGGUACUCCCACCCCGGAGAUCCUGUGGUACAAAGAUGCCAUUCCAGUGGAUCCGUCUUCUACUGUUGGCAUCUUUAACGAUGGUACCGAGCUACGGAUUAGCACGAUCCGACACGAAGACAUCGGCGACUACACGUGUAUCGCGCGCAAUGGUGAGGGACAAGUCUCCCAUACUGCCCGUGUUAUAAUAGCGGGCGGCGCUGUAAUCAUGGUGCCGCCCACUAAUCAAACGAAGCUGGAGGGAGAGAAGGUGCAGUUCACCUGCGAGGCGAAGGCGAUGCCCGGGAAUGUCACUGUGCGAUGGUUCCGCGAGGGUUCACCGGUACGGGAGGUGGCCGCACUCGAGACGCGCGUCACGAUCCGCAAGGAUGGGUCACUCAUCAUCAAUCCGGUCAGUGCCGACGAUUCCGGCAUGUACACGUGUGAGGUGUCAAACGGCAUCGGAGAACCACAAAGUGCUUCGGCUUUUUUAAAUAUAGAGUAUCCUGCCAAAGUGACCUUCACCCCAACAAUACAAUACUUACCGUUUCGUUUAGCUGGUGUUGUACAAUGCUAUAUAAAAGCAAAUCCUCCUCUACAAUAUGUAACAUGGACCAAAGAUAAAAGAUUACUGGAACCUUAUCAAACAAAAGACAUAGUUAUAAUGAACAACGGUUCGCUGUUGUUCACCCGGGUCAACCAGAACCACCAGGGCCGGUACACGUGCACUCCGUACAACGCCCAGGGAACGCAAGGCUCGUCCGGUCAUAUGGAAGUGUUGGUUCGGAAACCGCCGGCCUUCACGAUCGAACCGGAUCCACUGUACCAGCGGAAGGUCGGUGAAUCGGUCGAAAUGCACUGUGAUGCCCAGGAAGCGGAGGGCACUACCAAGCCUACGAUCACCUGGCAACGACGGGACGGGCAACCUCUGCAGAAGAACCGCGUUCGGAUCAUGAACGGUAAUAUCACAAUCGAGAACCUUCGGCGAUCAGACUUCGGUUACUAUCAGUGUGUAGCGUCGAAUGAGGUGGCGACGAUCGUGUCUGCCACCCAGUUGGUCAUCGAAGGUACUCAGCCGCAUGCUCCGUACAAUCUGAGUGGGACAGCCACGGAGUUUUCGGUGACCCUCUCCUGGAUGCCUGGAUACAGCGGUGGCCCUGACUAUAAGCAGGACUACACCAUCUGGUAUCGCGAGGCAGGAGUAUCCGAUUGGUCGACGAUCCCAGUAACUCCCUCCGGGAGUACGCAGGUGACGAUCAACCGGUUAUCUCCUGGAACGACAUACGAGUUUCAGGUGAUUGGAAAAAAUGCUCUCGGCGAUGGGAUGAUGAGCAAAGUGAUAACGAUACGGACGUUAGACAUUCUAAAUUAUCACAAUAUAUUGUUUCCGACCGAUUCGACCGGUUCAACAUUCUUUCCACCCGUUUUUCGACCAACAGGACCGAAGCCGGGUCAACCGCGCAACGUGAGCGUGCUGGAGAUCCCGAACGGGUUCCUCAUCUCGUGGCAGGUACCACUGGAGCGACCCCAUCUGGUGCAGUUCUACACGAUCAAGUACCGCACGGAUGCCCAGUGGAAGACGCUCAACCGCGGCCAGAUCCGACCGGAGGAGACGUCCUACCUGGUGAAGAACCUGGUCGGCGGCCGGACCUACUACUUCCGGGUGCUAGCCAACUCGCUCAAGAGCUACGAAACCAGUGAGGAGAUCAAGUUCCCCGUGCCGGCGCGGGUCAAGCACAAAGCCAUCACGGCCGGGGUGGUCGGUGGGAUUCUGUUCUUCAUCGUGGCCAUCAUACUGUCGAUUUGUGCCGUCAAGAUUUGCAAUAAGCGUAAACGUAGAAAACAGGAAAAAGAACUCAACAUGGUAACAGCACGGAUCACGGAUAGGAACGCCCUAAGCCAGCCGGUGCCUUUGAGAAGAUAUCUACAUGGAGAAAGUAAAAGCAGAAUACCCGGCUUGAACAUCCUGGUCGCCAUUUUACACUGGAUAUGGCCGCCGGGGCGAUGUCAGAACUGUGAUAGUAUUUACUCAAACAAGUUCAGCGGUGAACAGGGAAAGAGCGUUGGAGAGAUUCACCGUUCGGCGGAUGGGAAGUUUGUCGUCCCUCAAGAUGCGGUCGAUGGGAUUAUUUCGCUGAGGAAUAGCAUCGUAUCUUGUUACAGCAGUAGCGACGACGGAGGCUUUCUGCCAAAGAGAUUGUCUCUGGCUGGCAGAGCAUCAUGGAGGCGUCCGUUGGUGACGUGCCCCAGUCAGUUGAGUUUACGGACAGAGGAUGGCUUUAAUGUGGCUGAGCCGCAACAGCCUCCCCAAUCGCUGUAUACAAAUACGAUGCCGGAGAACCUUCAUCUAACUACGAUAAGUUCCACUGUACCUGUUUCGAUGGUGACACAGUCGCUGUAUACGACCCCGUCGAGAAUUUCAAAGGUGAUCGCCAGCUCGCCUGCAACCUCCAGCCCUCAGGUUGUAAACUCGCCCUGGUCACCGCUGUAUUUUAGUGAUCUCAGUUCAGUUCAUCAUUUAAGUUCCGCGGAGCGGUCGUUCCCGACUCCUCAGAGUGCUGCAUCAGCACAUCGCUAUAACUACGCCGGUUAUAACCACGAACUACCGAUAUUGAGUAGUCUACACAAUACUUCACGGCAUCUGUCGCAUGGUUUCAUCCCAGUCCACGUGCCAACAUCUAGACACUUCCAUCAGAACGUUUAUCAAAAUGUUCCGUUCCACAGCCACACUUACGGAAAUCGACCGAAGUUCUCUCGCUAUCAUCCUCGGCUGAUGCCCAGGAGUUUGACAAGGACGAUACCAGAACUGCGGUCACCAAUGCUCAACCUGAAUCUCAGCACAACACCCCUUAGUGCCGCAUUGGAGGCUUCUCCCCAAAGUUAUUCUAGUUCCAGUGGGUUCGGAAGUAAAAACACUUCCAGCAAUACUCAACAAACGUCUAGUUUCCAUGCGAGCAACAACCUUUUAAGAGAAUGGAGGUACCUUCCCCCAUAUCGUCCACCACCACCACCUCCCAGUCUUCAUCAUUCGGCGCCACUCUCUUUCGGUGGUGGGCGCUUCGAUCAUCCUCCCUAUUCUAUGUCCCAUUGGUUGGAGUUGAUAACAAGACUGAACAUUGCAUCGGAGAAGGCCAACAUCAACAACGCAGGAGACGUGGGAAGCGUCGACGGUCAUUACGAGUUUGAUCCGUCAACGCCAACGCCUACGGCAUCGACCCCUACCGGUAUCAUGAGAGACGACUUCCAUCACUUGAUGACGCUUCCCUCGACUUCUACCGAUCUACUGUGGAACGCCGCUGGGCUAUCGUUGACUGGGCCUGGAGCCGGUACAAUCACCAUCGGCGGUAGAAAGCGAGGUCAGUCUCGAUACGACAACAUCGACGCCCGGGUGGAAGCCAUGAAGGAGGAGUUCUACGAGUGGCGGAAAAGGCAGCAGCAGACCGAUAACGAUAUCAGGAUGAACGAGCUGGAGAGUUCAUGCUAAUCAAAGGUGCAUUCUAGUGGGAAAUUGUGAUCGUGAUUACGUGCUGAACAUAAGAAAAGACUCGACUUAUUCAAUAACUAUAGCAAUAUCUAAUUAUCGGAGAAAUCAGAAAGAAGAAAAGUGGACACAGAAAAUAUCUGGCACAACAACAGAAAUUUAAUCUAAAUGAUCAUUAACUUAUCUUUAAUGAGGAUUUUAAUGACAGAAACAAUGCACCGCUAAACAGAGAUCGAAAUUUGCAAACAUGAGAUAUAUGACGACAAAGUACGGCACACAAUGUUAAAGACUUUUAUAAUAGUUAUGUAAAAAAUUGGAAUGAUUGUAGAAGUGCGAGAAAGAGAAGAGAGAAUAAUCGAAAAUGAAACAAAACUCAAAGAAACAACAACGUGUAGGUGAACAAUAUUAGGGAAAAAAAUCAAACACAAUUCAGGCACAUUGACGACUUUGAUGUGACUUUGUGAACGUGAACGAGGAAAUGGAAGUGACGGUGGCUAGCCAAAAGGUUCGAGCUUUUGUUUUUAUUAAGACUAAUUGAUCCCAUCCUGCUUUACUGGAGAUUUCCAGUUGAUUUCCAGUAUGUGGGUGAAAAAUAUCAAAAGCUGAGCUGUUCCUGACGCCGCAGAUUCUAUGCAUUCGGUUGGUUGUUUUUUAGACUUUUCAUUACAGGCAUUUUUUUGUUAUAAGCAUUUUCCACUACUAUUUGAACUUCUUGUUUCAAGUACCAUAAAAAAACAAGGACUCAAAGUAGAUUUAAAGUAAUAUUUAGUUGCCAUUCAAUUGUUAUUGAAAUAAUUUUAAUUUGAAAUAAUUCUUACAACACUGCAGAAAUCUUUUUUGAAAUCUUGCAAACUGCAUCUUUAUUAUUAUCUUCAUUUACGAGACUUUCAGCCCUAGGCUGGCUCGUCUCAGAAAUACUGCACCAUCAUUUUUAACAUGUGUGUUCGAAUAGUAUCUUGAUUUUACAAGCUAAAACAAUUCUAUCGACUAAUUCAAAUUGCCCGACUCGAACAAUAGAAAAUAGUAGUACCAAACUUCUGCUUACUUUUGGGUCACGUUCCAAAGGUCACAUUCAGAAUCAAACACAAUAAAAGGCAAGCGUAAUGAACAAUUGCAAAUUUUAACACUGCGCAACUCAGUUUGUAUCUAGGAUAAUGAAACACUCUCACUUGCCCUCUAGCAUUACAGUGAAGCGAAAAAAGCACCGUCAAAAUACUCAUAAACACACACAUACGACCUCACUACAACAAAAUCUAUGAUUAUCGAGAAAACAAGGUAACCCUUUCCACUAGAUCUCACAUGCAUUAAAACUAUUUUCACGGCACAUUCCAAAUAAAAAAAAAACUUUUUCAGUCACCACUCGUAAGUACUCAAUCACAGACAAACACACUCGUAACCAUAGUGACGAGACGCCAUGAAACUGAUGAGAAGAACUCAAACGAAAGAGGAAGAACUGUUACGAAUGCAACACAUGUGAACAGAAAUACAAGUAGGCAUAAUAUCAAUAUUUAAUGUUCUUGAAACCAACAAUAUUCAUAACUAUAUACAACAAAUGGAAAGGAAAAUAAAAAACGACAUAAUAAUACUUGAGAGCAUAAGAGUAAGAUAAUUCAUAAUGAAAUUAAAAUCCAAUUUGGCGCAGGACGGCGCCCGUUUGGAACUCUUGCCGGCACGUUUGCCCUCGCCCGGAAACAUUCAUUCUAAACUAGUAAAGGCAAAUACGGAGAAGAGGUGACUCAAUGAGCGGAAAGGGGUAAAUUGGACACUGAACAUGUUAUUGAAUUGUAAGUAAGUAAUUAAUAACUAAUUAAAUAGAACACGAGUGAACGAAGGAAGCCGUGAAAUGAACAAUUUUUGGUGCAACAAAUAGAAUCAUACACACUUAAGCGAGAAUCGUCGUUAUUAGAUGAAAAAAAAAAAAACAGCAAGCGGAAUGCACAGAACUCUAUAGUUUAAUGAUUAUUUUACUUGAGAUCCAAUCUUAUUUUAAGCGAAAUAAGUAUAAGCAAAGAUAAAACAGUAAGUUCUAGUAGAGAAUAGUCGAUUAAGGAAAAAUACUGAGAAAACAAGAAACAAUGAGAUUAGCCACUUAAGUUUGCUUUGAUGCUGCGAAUCGAAUCGAUGAGAAGCAUCACAUCAUUCAUAUUUAGAAAUUAGGUGAGAACAUUCUUCUGGAAUGCAACUUAUGCUUGUUAAUUUUUGUUUAACAGUGAAUCUAAUCUUUCGUUUCAUUCUACUUAGUUUGCUUGUAAGAGGAACCAAUUAUGCACAAGAAAAGUCUGACUAUUGCAUCUUAUAAUUUAUGUGCGGAUGUCCAUUCCAAAGAUUGUUUAUUUAUGGUUUUAGUUUGUAAACACAGCAUCUCUUUCUACCUGACUUUUUGAGUACGUUUCGCGUUUUUGUACGUUUCGUCAACCGUACAUAUAAAUAGAACAAAUUUUUGAAUACAUAAGUAUAUAAAUCCUGUUGAUAGUUCUUAUUAUAAAUCUUAUAAUUCUUAUCAAAGGAAGUGAUCCUUGACGAAAAUAGAGGAAAUGACAAAAGCGUGUCAACAUUCGCAUGUCAAUCAUAUGACGGUAUAUCGAAAUAUUAAAGGCGACUGCCAUCGCCGGAACCGUUAUACAAACAGUAUUUCAAUGAAACAGAUUUCUUAACUUAUAUUUGAUUCCUUUUCGAACUGAUUUCCUUCAAAAGUGUGUGGCAUUUGUUUUGGUCUAUUUUGCUGUGCCAUAGCUGCCUACUAUGGCGAAUCAAUUUGAUUCCAUCUUUUUCUUCGUGUCCAUUGGCAAACAGUAGGCGACGUUUCUAUUCAACCUGCUAUUUAUAUCAAGUAAAUAUAAAAAGCAUCUGUUUUGGCCGUGGUUUGCUCUUUUAAUUCGAUGUCGUUAAAAGUAACAGUAAAAUUGAUCUCUUUAGUCCAAUUCAAAGUUAAUAAACACAAACACACGUAAGUAGAUCCAACUGCUCUUCGAAUAAGUGCAAACUGGUUUCAGUAACAAGGGUUGAAAUGGAAUAGAAACGUAUGAAGCAGCAUUCUAAUUGAUUUUCGAAUGUACGAAAUCUGAGCACGGAGCGAAGUAAACAUAAGAACAACACCGUUUAAUAUAAGAAACGUAGAAAAAAGAAAAUGAUGUUUUACCAUACAAACUAGAGUCUCACUUAACACAAGAAGAAUUAAGAAAAUAUACAAACAUUCAUACCCUCGAAAAUCGAAGCAAAAUAGACACAACAACACUGCGCUGAGGUUAAAAUAGGAAGAAAAAGAAAACAGCAAAAAGAUGGCAGCAACCUAAUCGGAAGCGAUGUAAAUAGUCCCCGUUCUUUUUAUAAUUUCUCGUCAAAAAAGAAACAGAUCUUAAACUAAACAAAACACUGCAACUUACACAAAAUACACUGACAAAACUUACUACAAACCAGCAGGAGAACACAGACACAAACACAAAAAAAGAAGAAAAGAAGCAAAAAAUUAAGUAAAAAAUGAAACAUUCCAUUAGCUUCUAGUUUGUAUCGUAUAAGAAUUAGAAAGAAAAAAAACUUAAUAAAAUUGAACAAAAAAAAAAUCUUGCCGGAAUUAGCGACACUGAAAGAUAAGAAUACAGUAUAAAAUAAGAGGAUGAACGUUUAGCAAGAGAAUGGAGACAAACAUAAAAUGUGGAAUGGUUUGACACGGUAGGUGACCACGAAAACCAGCAACCAUGUCGAUAAAUAGAAAAAAAAAUAUUAAUUUUGUUCGGUUCCUUUUUUCGAGUUUUUCUUCGUUUGACCUUAGUUGUUCAGCCUUUGCAUUGCAGAAUAGCAUAUUUGAAGUUUCUUGAAGGUAAUUACAAAUGCAUUACAAAAAAACACUUGUUCGAAAUGAUGUUCUCUUAUUUAUGAAGGAAGUCGUGUUAGAACCAUAGGAUCAGAAUGAUAUAGCUUGUCGAAAGAUUAAGUAUUUAUUAAAGUGAAGUUUAUUUUAUUUAUUUACGUAAUUCGGAUAGGUUUUUAUCUAUUUGUUUAUUGUUCUAAGUUAGGCUGUACACUAUGAAAAAGAUAUGAUUUUUAUAAAAGCAAAUAAAACCAUAAAAAUUA
Messenger RNA from Armigeres subalbatus, 9795 nucleotides. It is a transcript of the gene tutl, whose product is annotated as protein turtle. Bases 1171 to 5727 code for a protein of 1518 amino acids. Lineage: Eukaryota; Metazoa; Arthropoda; Insecta; Diptera; Culicidae. Gene Ontology annotation, molecular function: protein binding. Gene Ontology annotation, biological process: cell-cell adhesion. The record is from RefSeq and is a predicted model, not a curated record. The transcript has 11 exons.